Messenger RNA from Vespula vulgaris, 6858 nucleotides. Its product is annotated as cyclic nucleotide-gated cation channel alpha-3. The record is from RefSeq and is a predicted model, not a curated record. Gene Ontology annotation, biological process: monoatomic cation transmembrane transport. Gene Ontology annotation, molecular function: intracellularly cAMP-activated cation channel activity; protein-containing complex binding; intracellularly cGMP-activated cation channel activity. NCBI's taxonomy places the organism in Eukaryota, Metazoa, Arthropoda, Insecta, Hymenoptera, Vespidae. The transcript is spliced from 14 exons. Gene Ontology annotation, cellular component: intracellular cyclic nucleotide activated cation channel complex; plasma membrane. Bases 3820 to 6858 code for a protein of 1012 amino acids.
AAAAGAAGAAAAAAAAAGAAGGAGAAAAAUAAUAAAUAUCGAAUAAUCCGUUUUAUCUGUAGGACAUUUUGUAGAGGGUAAAAAGUAUAACGGUAUUAGGCGAUAAAGCGUUUCCUGAAAAAUAAAAUUACCUGAAAGGAUAAAGCUCGGUGGUAAGAUGGUUCUUGAAGAAUUCCAAGGAGAAAAGACGAUAAGAGCGUGCAAGCGCGGAAUUCCGGGGAGAUCAAGGUGUUUUCACGACGAGAGCUUUCUCCUUAUUCAAUUUCGGCAUUAACCCACGUAUCCAUGUAUGCGGCAGCGAGUAGAAAUUCCGCAAGAUGUCGAGACUUCAUCCUGAUUAAAUUCUCUGAUUUAUUAUCGACACUAUGAAUCUUGGAAUCGCGAGAAAGUGCACUCAUUUGCAUAAUGGAACCGUAUCUCGUAAAAGAAUGCUGAUUCGGUCGAACGACGAAUAUAGAUUCUUUUUCUUCUACGCCUCAAUGAGAAUAUAUUUUUCCUUAUUUUUUUCUUUUCUAUUCAAAACGCGACACGGUUAUCCUUCGAUAGACCCAGAGAAGAAAUCGAAAGCGCGUUGGCAGCGCGAAUUUGACCAAUAUUGUUUGGAAUUUCGAGUUUAGGCGUUAUCUCUCUCGACGUAUCUUUCGAACGAGGCGCCGGUGAAAGCGUCGACUCUAUGCGUAGAAAGGAGAGAGAGAGCGUAUGUGUGUGUUUGUAAGUGUGAUAGAGAGAGAGAAGGACGACGUCCUCGUUGCCAUGGCGACUCCCGACGAGUUCCGGACAAUCCUGGAAAGGUCCGCGAGCGCUGCUAAAUGCCCUAAAUAAUACAACUUCGUCGUCGACUUGCUCCUUCUGGCGCCUCCGUUUUAACCUUUUCCCUCUAUUUUUGGAUUAUCCUUGACGACCUUUAUCCCUCCUCCUCGGGUCCUCCUUCCAGCGAUUUGAACUACUCCAUACAAAUACCUUAUAUGAAACAUUCUGCGUGAUAAUAAAGAACGAAUGAGAGAAGAGAGAAACUCGAGUGGUCUCUGAGGAAACGUAUUUGAAAGGCGGGAAGUAUUAGAUGCUUAUUCCUUUUUAUUUUUUUUCUUUCCAAUAUUUUCGAGCGGCAGGUAAGUACUUUGGUAAUUCGUAAAGGAACGUCGAAGAGCUUUGGCGCGAUUCAUUGGAUCCGAAAUGCGAUCGCAUUACGAUCGAAUGGGAAGCUUUACUUGCGCGUUAAUCCGUUCAAAUUAAGUUGAAGCAGCGCAGUCACUUACAACGCUAUCCGCAUAUUUUGUGAUCCCCUCGAAGAGGCUUUGCGCGAACUGAAGUGGUCAGCGAUCGUCCAUUCUCUCUCUGUCUCUCUCUCUCUCUCUCUCUCUCGGUACGAUUUAUUUUGAAUCAAUUUCGAUGUCGAUUUAUAAGCCAUGAAAAAAAAAUAUGUAGCAUCCAAAGCGAAAUAGCCGUCGCGGUUCGUGUACGGCGAACGGAGCGUAAUAAACGGAGAACGAAUAAAUGCGUAAUAAUCGAGGAAGAGAUAUUAACGAGGAGGGACAUUUUUGGCGAAUGAUUCGCAGAACCUCGAGGACAAAUUCAAUUUGUUUGUAAUUCCAAGUAGAAAGUUGGAAAGCGCCACGCGUGGCAUGGAACGACAUGGUGGGACGAGAGAUGCCGAGCGUCGAUAAUCUCUUUAGUACGUGUAAACUCGUGUACGUCCCACACUCAAACGAUCCAUUAGCGUGUCGGUAGGUGUUCUAAUAAAUGUAUGGCGCGAAACGGAAUAAACAGGCUUCGCGUUUACUCGCGAUAACCGCGAUCGAUCGAUCGAGAGAGAAAUAUCAAAGUCUCCGGUAUUAAUCUUACUUCUCAGGAAAUUCUCUCGGUCGCAUUAGGAGAAUCUUCUUUUUCUUACGUAUUAUAGUUGAGACGACUAUAUCCAAAACGAAUCUAUCGACUUCUCUACGGACCGUCGAUUCGAAGUCCGAUUCGAUCUCGACGCUCGAAAGACGUUUGAGAUUUCUUUGAAAACUUUGCGAAAGCGACCACGCACUAGAACCGGUACGCUAACAAUAGAAGAAAUUUAAAAGGCGUGCGCGCGUUGAGAAAUGGAAGUAGAGUAAAAAUGUGGAUCGUAAUAAUAAAAGCGGGUCGUUUCGUUGCCUUCCGACCGAGCAUGCACGUUCGUCUUCUGCGAUUUGAGAAAUAUGCUUCUCUGAAAAAUGGUUAUCUUUUUCUUCCACUAUGCCUCCACGUUUCUCGACGACAAGACGCAACGUACCCGCGAUUAUUAUAUCUCUUAUUUGGUUUUCUCGCGUAGAACGCCAAGCUUGCACUUACGAGAGCGAGGAGAGUGGGAGGGGGUGACAGUCAUAAAUUCUGCACCGUUCUUUGUCGCGUCCUCUCGUAACUUGUACAUCGUCCGUAGUUUAACAGAAAAGCGACUCUCCUGGUGAUUCUUUUGAAAUUUCUAUGCAUAAGUCGAAUGACUUUAAGAGUCAUCCGACAUGUUUGACGGAUAAAUGGACGUAAAGUGGACGUAAAGUGGACACGAAGUGGACAUAAAGCUGAAAGCAACAAAUUCUUUUAUAAAAUCUUGAUAUUCUUCUAACGCUUAUCGGACGUCGUGAAAAGAGAAAUUUUGAUCGAUUAUACGCGACUAAAUACGUCGAUGGCUAGCGAUGCUCUCUCUCUCUCUCUCUCUCUCUCUGUCUGUCUGUCUCUCUGUUUCCUUCUUUUUUCCUUCCGAUAGGAUUUUUUUUACAAGAUCGUUAAGACGUUAGCCAAUACGAUUCGAAUGAAGUCAGUAUCGACGUUCAAUUCCAAGGGUGCCGAGACGAUUGUUAACGAUCAUAGUCAUACACAGUAGCUGUCGGUCGUAUCAAAGGGCCGAAGGGAGCAGGAGAAAGCGAGAAUGAAGAGACGCGGUAACAAUCGAAGCUCUCGGUCGGUGCCACGAGGAAAAACUCGAUACUCCGGUGUUUUACGCUUGACUUCUUUGCACGUUCGUCCUCGUAUUUUCCAUUGACCAAUACACUUUUCCUGUGAAAUGUUUCGUUUCUAUGAAACGUAUGCACGUACGAGAGAGAGAGAGAGAGAGAGAGAGAGAGAGAGAGAGGGAGAGAGAGAAAGAGAUUUCGUUUUAUUUUUGUAUUCAGUUUACACGUGAAGAGGAUCGCGUAGGUCGUCCGAGCACGAAAUCUAGCGCGCUUCGCCGAAGGAGCGGUAGACGCGCGAGACACUUGUUGCACGUUGCACGGCUGCUAAGAAGAGGGAGGGAGAGUGGCUUGGAGGGUAUUGCGAAAAAAAUCCAAAGUCGGUGAGAGAGAGAGAGAGAGGGAGAUAGGGGAGAUAAAAAUAGAAAGAGAUAGGAAGAGAGAGAGAGAGAGAGAGAGAGAGAGAGAGAGAGAGAUAAAGAGAGAGAGAGAGAACGGAAGAGAUGUCGAUCAAUCGCUCGAAUCCGUCCUCCCGUCGAGCUUCCCUUCUCGAAUCGUCGAAGGAGAAAUCGUACGUUUUUGGUCAUCCUUGAGGAAGAAAAUCGUAUUAUCAAAAUUCGAUCUCGAAGGAGAUAUCUUCGGUGAUCUCUUCGGCGAUCGAUCGUUCGGGUAAAGCGGUAGAAGACUAUCGAAGGGUCUUGUACAAGGAUGAACGGCAGAAACGCGACGAGGCGAUACGGCCGGUGACAGCGGUGGUGACGAGGCAUCGGCCGGCAGCCAUUCUGGAGACGAAAGAAAGGAUCUUUGGGGGGAUCGCGUCCUCGUCGGAGCCGUCCUAUUUGGCCGGUCGUUUCGUUGGGAGGAAUAAGAGAAGAGAAGCGGAGGAAAGCUGGAUCACCUGCGUGGAAUGUCUUCGGGCGCCAAGCGACUGGUGCAGUCGCUUAGGGGCCGAACCGGUGGUGGUGGUAGAAGCACCGGCGGAGGAGGCAGCACUCGUUCGGAUGGCAUCGUCGGUGAGAGUAACGUCGUUGGGUCCGCCGGUUCUAGCACCAGCGCGACCAGAUUGUGCCACUACGACAGCGGCCACGAACUCGACGAGAUCUCCGUCGUCGGCGGUAGCGUCGCCGUCGCCGGCGGCGUUGUCAUCGGACCUCUUCCCACUCCCACCACACCUUGCCAUUGCACCGCUCACAAAUAUGGCAGCGGACAGACCCUUUACAGCAUAGCCGGUCUCCCUCCCGCCCCCGCCGCACCCGCUCACAGAGCUCACUCCGGCGGUAUCGCAUCGACGGCCGGCGGAGCGAUCGACCGUCUAAGUUGCGGUUCCGUGUCCGCGUUAGGGUACGACGUCGUCGAUAAACACAGAGACGGUGGUAUCGUUGAGACACCUGGAGGAAGAAGAGGAGGAAGAUCGGUGCUCGCGAGAGAGAGGGAGGAUGACACGAAGAGCGCGAAGAGCGCGGAGAGCGUCUCCAGGGGCGUUCUACACUCGAGACAAAGCCUCCUGGAUCUUGUUAGCAGCAAAUUCAUGGGCCGACACACACCGACUCACCACUACUAUCAACAACAGGUUCAGCAGGUAUACUCUGUGUCGCAGCGAUACUUUGGCUCGUCGCGCGACUCGCUUCAGGGAGCUUACGUGAACCGCGGAGCGAGCGAAUUGGAUCUCAGUCGCAAACCGAGGAGGAGGGACCAGCAGAGGAGUAGGAUAAAGUUGCCGUACGCGGUCGGCGCGACCCCGUCGCGCGAUCACUCGCAUCUUCAUACGCCGGCCUCCAUCAACCAUCUCAGUAACGCCAGCUGCAACGGCACCGAAACGAGGUAUACGGCCCAGCAGCAGCAACAACAACGCGGUAGCAGAGGUUUUCCCGGUCAAGCUGGAACGAAAGGUUUCCGUACGGGAGCGCCGAACUGGUCCUUCAUCUUUGAUCCCGCGGGACGACUUUGUUAUUAUUGGUCGAUGGUGGUCUCUCUCGCCUUUCUUUACAACUUUUGGGUCAUCAUCUAUAGGUUUGCCUUCCAGGAGAUCAACGGCGAAACGUAUUGGGUUUGGUUCUGCCUGGACUAUUUCUCGGAUUUUUUAUACGUCCUGGAUAUAAUCUUUCAUAUUCGAACGGGAUAUUUGGAGGACGGCGUUUUACAAACCGACGCCACGAAACUUCGGAAUCAUUACACGAACAGCACUACAUUUUACAUAGACAUUCUGUGCCUGCUGCCCCUCGACUUUUUAUACUUAUCUAUAGGAUUCAACAGUAUGCUGCGAAGUUUUAGACUCGUUAAAAUUUACCGGUUCUGGGCGUUCAUGGACAGGACCGAGCGACAUACGAACUAUCCCAAUUUAUUUCGUUCCACCUCCUUGAUACAUUAUUUGCUGGUGAUCUUUCACUGGAACGGGUGCCUCUAUCACAUUAUUUAUAAGAACAACGGUUUCGGCAGUAAGAAUUGGGUCUUCAACGACUCCGAAACCGCGGACGUUGUGAAGCAGUAUCUACAAAGUUACUAUUGGUGCACCUUGGCACUGACCACCAUCGGCGAUUUACCCAGGCCAAGAAGCAAGGGCGAGUAUCUCUUCGUAAUAGCUCAGCUCCUUUUUGGUCUGCUCCUAUUCGCCACGGUACUGGGACACGUGGCGAACAUCGUAACUUCGGUCAGCGCGGCACGAAAAGAAUUUCAAGCUAAAUUGGACGGUGUGAAAACUUAUAUGCGAAUGAGACGAGUACCGAAUCAUCUCCAGGUUAAAGUGAUCAAAUGGUUCGAUUAUCUCUGGUUGACGCAAAAAUGUUCGGACGAGGAGAAGGCCGUCAGCUGUCUUCCCGAUAAGUUAAAGGCCGAAAUCGCGAUAAAUGUACAUUUGGAAACGCUGAGAAGAGUGGAAAUAUUUCAGAACACAGAAGCUGGUUUUCUAUGCGAAUUGGUGCUUAGACUGCGGCCCGUUCUUUUCUCACCUGGUGACUACAUUUGUCGAAAAGGUGAGGUAGGAAAGGAGAUGUACAUAGUGAACAGAGGUCGGCUCCAGGUUGUGGCCGACGACGGGAAGACGGUCCUCGCCACCCUUAAGGCGGGUUCCUACUUCGGGGAGAUCAGCAUUCUCAAUAUGGGGACUGCAGGUAAAGAGUGCGGUAAUCGACGAACAGCGAGCGUGCGGUCGGUCGGCUACUCGGACCUCUUCGUUCUCAGUAAAAAGGACAUGUGGGACGUCCUCAAGGAAUAUCCAGCUGCCAGAGUACGACUGGAGUCCAUUGCGGUCAAAAGACUGGAAAAAUACAAGAGAGCGCCGCUCAAGAAGGUGGCUAUGAGCAGAUGCCAGAGUACGCCAGGGUUGGUGGAAUCCCACGCACGAGUACCGCUGGAGGACAUGCUGGUGUCACCGUUAGACGAGAAAUUAAGAGGUUACGCCGUGGGCGCUGGAACUCGUUCGCUGUUUACGCCGAGCUCGAGCCCCGUACUGACGCGUACCACCGUUGGUGUUGCCGGCGUCGCUACGAGCAUCGCGACCGGUCCUAUUCUACCCGGUAACAACGUAAACGUCAACGUCAACGUCAACAACGUCGCCAGCCGAAGUAUGGACAGUCCGAUGAGCGCCACCAGCAGCGGACAGAGCAGCGAGGAUCCGACUGCCAGGAUGCCUCGAUCGGUCGCGACUCAACCCUCCACCGGAAGGCAAUCCACUCAUUCCGGUAUGACGUGCAACAGCAUGACCCAAUUAAUGAGCGAGGGCGCGACACCGCUCCUCGACACGCACGAGGCUCUUUUGGCGGAGAUCAAGCGGCUUAAGGAGCGUCAGAUAUGCUUGGAAACGGAAAACGCGACGCUCAGCGCCAAGUUGAAUCAACAACAGUGGGAGGUCGAGCAGCGUUUGGCAGAGAUCGAGCUGCAAAUUUGCGGAGCGAGUUCUACGUCGAGCGUCGAGGACAACAACGAACGUAAUCGCGAGAGCAUCAUUUAA